AUGGCGGAGGUAGUGUUCAAGGUUGAACCAGAUUUUUUAAUAAGUUUUCUAAAUUCAUCAAUUGAAUCUUUGGAAAAAUGUAAAGAUAAUGAAAUAAAUGGCAUAAUGCCCAAAGAAGAGUUAUUGGAAAGAUUGAGAGAAAAGAAAAUAUCAAUGGAAAGAAUGUAUUUGGAUAACUCCGAAAGAGAUGCUGACUCAUCACUGUCAUUUUCCCAAAGUCUAGGCGAUAAGUAUAGUAGUAAACACAGUGCCCCACAUUCACAAGAACAUCGACCUCACAGUCCACCCCAUACAAAACGCUUAGAUAGUAGUAAGAAAUCCAUAUCUAGUCCCUCCAUGGGCACAACUAUGCCCUUGAUGAUUUCGGAAUCGCCUAGUAUGGGUUCCAUGCAAGUACAGUCACCACAAACUAGUCAACCACCAACGCAAUCGGCCGCUGCCCAAACGGUGGUGCCAGCACAAAAUAAAGUCAAUGAUAUUGCCCAAGAUAAUAGCAUCACAUCGGAGCCUUCAGAAACAACCACCACAACUACAACGACCAGUGAAGAUGUGGUGACCACCUAUAAAGAACCCAGCCUAAAAGAUUGCUCAUCGGCGUCAUACAGUCAAUCCAAACAGAAUGGUAGCUUAAAGGAUAACGUCAAUAACAACAAUUCCUCUACAACGGAGAGGGUAAGCAAAGACAAGGCCGUCAAGGGUGAAGGUCAACAUAUAAAGCAAUUAAAUGGAGAUGGAGACUCUAAGGAGGAAAAACUUAACGAUAAGUCUGAAGCUAGUGAUAAUGUCAGUGGUGAGGGAGCAGAGACUGCUAAUGAGGAAGUAAAGGGCGAAGGUGCCAAUAGUGUAGAAAAUAGUCAGGCAUUAGAUAGUGAGGACAGCACAGCCGCUCUACAGCAACAAUUGCAUGCUGCUGCAGCUGCGGCCGCUUUAGUGCAUGGCAGCUAUUCGAAGCCAAAUUUAAAGGUAGAAUCAUCGGACGUGUACCAAAUAGUAGAUGUUAUAAGGCGUAAUACCAAUUUAAGUUUUGAUCUCUCCUGUGAGGCUUUACGUGUAGUACUCACUAGUCUAGAGCAGCUGUACAAUGGUGCCAUUAAUCCCUAUUUAGAAGCAGUAGCUAUACAUGUAACCGAUAAGGUGGAAACGCCCAAAGGACUCUUGGGAAUGACUCAUGAUUCCAAACGGCUGCAAUAUAUUUUCUCACAACUGGCCGAUUGUAAAAAUGAUGCGGAGCAACGCACCUGGAUGUUGUACGAAGAUGAGGAUGAUAUUGUACAGUUUUUAGAGGAACUUGUAGAAAUAUUGAAUAAUGCCGAUGAAACUAUUAGCUGUUAUGAAAUGUCCUGUGAUCAAUAUCAGGCCUUGGUCAAUUUAGUUCAAUACUAUCAAAUGGAAACUAGAUGGCCCAUCAAACGUCUAUUGCUGAAAACCUUUACGGCCGCUUGUCAUUUGGAUCACAUUAUUGUAGAUAUCUUGUUGACCUCCGUCUUGCCUUUGGAAAUUGUUGAGGAUAUGAAAACGAACUUUUCGAAUUUAGAUCGUUUUAAGCAAUUAGUCAAAAUGUUAACAAUUAUAUUUUGUUUGGGACAACCCAUGCCAGUUAAUCAUCAAGGUAAGUUAAAAUGUUAUUUUAAAUUCCUAAAGAAAAUGAAUUUUGAGUGAUCACAAUUAAACGCAUUUUUUUAACAACUCAAUAUUAACGGUGGUUUAGAGGUUUUUAGUUUUGAAUAACAUUUCGUAUGAAAACUGGACUUUUGGUGGGAUAUAUAAGUAUAUUAACUAAGUUUUAGUUCUGAUUCAAUUUUUCUAAAAAAUGGACAUUGUGUGAGAAAUAUAAGUGAUCACAGAUAAACGUAUAUUUCUCAAAAAACUCAAUAUUAACGAAGUUAUAGAGGUUUUUAGUUUUGACUCAAAUUUCCUAAGAAAAGUGGACUUUGGGUGGGAUAUAUAAGUGAUCACAGAUUAACGUCUAUUUCUCAAAAAACUCAAACUCAAAUUUCGUAAGAAAAAUGGACUUUGAGUGGGAAAUAUAAGUGAUUACAAAUUAACGUCUAUUUCUCAAAAAACUCAAUAUUAACGAAGUUAUAGAGGUUUUUAGUUUUGGCUCAAAUUUCAU
Lucilia cuprina (Australian sheep blowfly) is the source of this 2113-nucleotide messenger RNA. RefSeq lists its product as uncharacterized. The transcript is spliced from 4 exons. Lineage: Eukaryota; Metazoa; Arthropoda; Insecta; Diptera; Calliphoridae. Bases 1 to 1659 code for a protein of 552 amino acids. Gene Ontology annotation, biological process: endocytosis. Gene Ontology annotation, molecular function: Arp2/3 complex binding. The record is from RefSeq and is a predicted model, not a curated record.